Molecule: messenger RNA, 3778 nt
Organism: Carassius auratus (goldfish)
Lineage: Eukaryota; Metazoa; Chordata; Actinopteri; Cypriniformes; Cyprinidae
Product: mucin-3A-like
Exons: 10
Coding region: 1-2616 (871 amino acids)
Source: RefSeq, a predicted model, not a curated record
AUGACACAAACAACUGAGAUUACGUCAAACUCUCCUACUACUGCAACUACGCUUCCAACUACUGUUUCCUCAACAGAAACGACACAAACAACUGAACCUACCACUGUGGUUACGACAAACUCACCUACUACUGCAAAAACGCUUCCAACUACUGUCUCUACAACAGAAACGACACAAACAACUGAACCUACAACUGUGGUUACGACAAACUCACCUACUACUGCAACAACGCUUCCAGCUACUGUCUCUACAACAGAAACAACACAAACAACUGAACCUACAACUGUGGUUACGACAAACUCACCUACUACUGCAACAACGCUUUCAGCUACUGUCUCUACAACAGAUACGACACUAACAACUGAACCUACAACUGUGGUUACGACAAACUCACCUACUACUGCAACAACACUUCCAACUACUGUCUCUACAACAGAUACGACACAAACAACUGAACCUACAACUGUGGUUACGACAAACUCACCUACUACUGCAACAACGCUUCCAGCUACUGUCUCUUCAAAAGAAACGACACAAACAAUUGAGAUCAUGACAAACUCUCCUACUACUGCAACUACACUUCCUACUACUGUUUCUACAACAGAAACGACACAGACAACUGAACCUACAACUGAGAUUACGACAAACUCACCUACUACUGCAACUACACUUCCUACUACUGUUUCAACAACAGAAACGACACAGACAACUGAACCUACAACUGAGAUUACGACAAACUCACCUACUACUGCAACUACACUUCCUACUACUGUUUCUACAACAGAAGCGACACAAACAACUGAACCUUCAGCUGAGAUUACGACAAACUCACCUACUACUGCAACUACACUUUCUACUACUGUUUCUACAACAGAAACGACACAGACAACUGAACCUUCAACUGAGAUUACGACAAACUCACCUACUACUGCAACUACACUUCCAACUACUGUCUCUUCAACAGAAACCACACAGACAGCUGAACCUACAACUGAGAUUACGACAAACUCACCUACUACUGCAACUACACUUUCAACUACUGUCUCUACAACAGAAACGACACAAACAUCUGAACCUACAACUGAGAUUACGACAAUCUCACCUACUACUGCAACAAUGCUUCCAACUACUUUGGAACCAUUAUUUAAAAACAAAUUCUCCUCCUUCAAUAGUCUGGCAGUUAUUAAGUUCCGUCGAGGGUCAGUCAUCAGUGACAUGAAUGUGACAUUUAGAGCCCAAUUACCCCCUACAGUGGACAUACAGAUCACUGUUUUCCAAGCCAACGCCACUCUUAAUAUCACCAGCGUAACAGUGACAGAGCUCACCACCACCACCACACCCAGUAACACUACACCUAUAACCACACCUACCACAACUAAUACAACUACAACCACCACAACAACUACUGCCAAACCUAAUACAACUACAACCACACCUAAUACAACUACAACCACCACAACAACUACUGCCAAACCUAAUACAACUACAACCACACCUAAUACAACUACAACCACCACAACAACUACUGCCAAACCUAAUACAACUACAACCACACCUAAUACAACUACAACCACCACAACAACUACUGCCAAACCUAAUACAACUACAACCGCCAACCUUAAUACAACAGCAACCACCACAACAGCGACAGCAACAACCACCACAACAACUACUGCCAAACCUAAUACAACUACCACCAGCCCUAGUACAACAACAAAAGCAACAACAACAACAACAACAACUGCAACAACCUCCACCACAACAACAACUCCAGCUACAACCACCACCACAACAACUGCCCCAGCACGUCCACCGCCAACUGUAGCUGUGCAGAUUGUCAUUAUAGAGGUUUUCAUUCCAGCAUUGGCGAACCCGAAAUCUACGGAAUUUAAAGAACUAGCCACAAGAGUGGAGACUAUGUUUGAUGUUGUCUAUAAACAAAAGUUUGGGCCUCGUUUCAUCAGGACCAUCGUGAUUGCGUUCAUAGCUGUUGCCAGAACCCGGGCAGAAUCGAAUGUACAAGCGGAGGUUGAGUUGGUGUUUAGUCAAGCGUCCACUGAACCGAUCCCCAGCAACACUGAAAUUGUGGAGACUCUGAAAGAAGCAGCUGCUAAUUCAACUGCAGGCUUCAACCUCACCCUUGAUGCCACCUCUAUUACUGUCAUUAAAUCAGUGAAGAUAAUUCCACUGACAAUCCUCACCAAUGGAUCCUUUGUGGCUGCUCUUUCAAAUAAAAAUUCUACUGAAUUUCAGAACAGGGCUACAAUGAUAAAAGCAGGGCUCGAACCUUUUUUCCUGGCUGAUUACCCUAAUUCAUUCAGCACCAUAUCUGUAACAAACUUCAGUGAUGCCAAUGUAAAAUUAAGGAGCGUGCCCUCGAUCCGAAACUCCAUGGAUCUUGUGUUUGGAGCGGACGCUGUUCUACCCAAUAGCACCCAGAUAGUGAACACUGUGGUACGAGCGGCCAGAAACAACACGCUACCCUUCCAGAUUUUCACUUCUUCAAUCAUAAUAAAUGGAACCGAAUUUUCAUCAGGUGAAGUCAGCAGCAGGAUCAGUGUGGUGACCGCUUCAUUCCUGGUUGCUGUCUCGCUUCUGGUUCCAUGGUUUAACUGAACCUAACCUCUCAUGCAAAUAUAACUGAUUCAGACGGGUCUGAAUAUUGCCUUCAGCUCAAGUGAAGGACUCAAAUGAAGCUACUGAUGCUGCUUAAUGAGUAGUAAUGAAAGUACUAUUUUAUAUAAUCCUAUUCUAAACAAUUCAAAAUCUAAGCUGUAAUGAAUUCCACAUUGGUUCUGGAUCUACAUGUUCUGGUAAAUGUUCUUCAGAAUCCAUCAUUGUGCACUUUACUAUUAACUCUCACAGCGGUUCUGUUUAGUAAGGACACUUUAAAACACAUUACACAGGUUUUCAGAUUCUAAAGUCUGCUCAAAUAUUUUAGGAAAAGAGGUAUCAAGUAACAGUUAAUAAUAUGAGAGUUUUAGCAAUAUAAUGAUAUCAGAUCAUAACUCGCUACUUCACUUAAAUUACAUAUCAAAACAGAUUAAUAAAAAAUAGAACACAAUUAUGUGCUGACAGAGGGACAAGGUUGAUUUAAAAUGUUUUCUCUCUUUAGAUCUCAUAUAGAUCUCAUACACACAUACUUCUAGCCCUUUAAAAUGCAGCAUAGCUGCUCUUCUGAAGCAGAAUGCAAGCCAUGCAUUAGAAAAUGUUAAAGGUUAUGCUGGCUGACUCUGAACAGUCUGGAACUGAACUGAAAGGAUGAAGUGUUUCGAUGCUAACAAAACCUGUAAAACGACUCCAAAGAAUGACAACUAGCCACAGGAUAUGACAUCAGUCUAAGGGAAAAACUUGCUCUGAUAAUAUUAUAUAUUAACAUGAAAACCUGUACAACAACAACAACAACAACACACUUCAUAGUCAAAUGCAAAAUUUUAUGCACUUGUAUCAUACCAGUAUUUUAUUUAUUCUAGCAAAAAUAAUCUAAUAUUUUCAAAGUUAAUUUAAUUCUGAACUCAAAGGGCUUUUCUGGGAAAUGUAUUGCUUGUUGAUAUUGUUCACACUGGAUGUGGUAAACCAUGUAAUGGUUAGCAAGCGCACAAGUGAAAAGAUCAUAGAGCACAGUGAGCAUACAAACACUGUUGGAUAUCAGACUGUAUGAAAUACAAAUUAUGUUUCAAUUCUGUUUAUGUAAUAUUUAUAACUUUUCCGGAUAACAGUCAAUGUUGCAUCUAUGUGCUAUAUAAACAGUGAUAAAUAAAAGCAAUCAUUCUCAUCU